Vitis vinifera (wine grape) is the source of this 14886-nucleotide messenger RNA. RefSeq lists its product as uncharacterized. Gene Ontology annotation, molecular function: Hsp70 protein binding. The record is from RefSeq and is a predicted model, not a curated record. The transcript has 13 exons. Bases 236 to 14563 code for a protein of 4775 amino acids. NCBI's taxonomy places the organism in Eukaryota, Viridiplantae, Streptophyta, Magnoliopsida, Vitales, Vitaceae.
ACUCAAUGCAAACGCAUACCGAACCUAGCGCACCCAGCGCACGUUAGAGACGUCCGACCUUUGUUUCUUUCUUCGUUGAUCUCUCUAAUCUCUCUUCGGCGUUGCCUUGAUAUCCAAGCUACCACUUUUGUAAAUCAAUCUCAAUGGCAUUUCUACGUAAAUAAAUCGAUCUUCAUGGUCUAAAAGAAUCCAGCCUUGCAUUGAUCGUCCCUUGCAGCCAUCGUCGCCGGAGGAAAUGGAAUUUCCCAUGCCGGCACCGGCGCCGGGGCCAGACUCUAUCCUUCUGGAAGAUUUCGGCCAGAAGGUGGAUCUCACACGCCGGAUUCGAGAGGUGCUGUUGAAUUAUCCUGAGGGGACGACAGUGUUGAAGGAGCUGAUACAGAACGCCGAUGACGCCGGUGCCACCAAGGUGUGUCUCUGCUUGGACCGGAGGGUUCACGGCAGUGAGUCGCUGUUGUCGGAGAAGUUGGCGCAGUGGCAAGGCCCGGCUUUGUUGGCGUACAACAAUGCGGAGUUCACGGAGGAGGAUUUUGUGAGUAUUUCGCGGAUUGGAGGCAGUAAUAAGCAUGGGCAAGCUUGGAAGACCGGUCGGUUCGGGGUGGGCUUCAACUCGGUGUACCAUUUAACUGAUUUGCCCUCUUUUGUCAGUGGUAAAUAUGUGGUAUUAUUUGAUCCUCAGGGUGUUUACCUUCCAAAUGUCUCCACAGCAAAUCCAGGAAAGCGAAUUGAAUAUGUUAGUUCGUCUGCUAUCUCAUUGUACAAAGACCAGUUUUUACCAUAUUGUGCCUUUGGCUGUGACAUGAAACAUCCUUUCUCUGGCACUUUAUUCCGUUUCCCUUUGAGGAAUGCUGAUCAAGCAGCCAUUAGUAAACUCUCAAGGCAAGCGUACUUGGAAGAUGACAUUUCUUCCAUGUUUGUUCAGCUUUAUGAGGAAGGGGUUUUCGCUCUACUUUUUCUUAAAAGUGUACUGUCAAUUGAAAUGUAUACAUGGGAUGCCGGGGAACCUGAUCCGAGAAAAAUCUAUUCCUGCACUGUCAGCUCAGCAAAUGAUGACACAGUUUUGCAUCGCCAGGCACUUCUAAGAUUGUCAAAGACAAUAAGCUCGUUAAAGAGUGAGAUGGAUGCCUUCUCAUUGGACUUCUUGAGUGAGGCAAUAAUUGGGAACCAUUUGGAGAAGAGGAUAGAUACCUUUUACAUAGUGCAGAAAAUGGCAUCUGCAUCUAGUAAGAUUGGUUCUUUUGCUGCUACUGCAUCCAAAGAAUAUGAUAUUCACCUGUUGCCGUGGGCAUCGGUUGCAGCAUGCGUAUCAAAUGAUUCUUCAAAUGACAAUGUUCUGAAGCUUGGACGGGCAUUUUGUUUUCUUCCAUUGCCAGUAAGAACUGGAAUGACAGUGCAAGUUAAUGGUUACUUUGAGGUUUCCUCAAACCGUCGUGGCAUUUGGUAUGGAGAUGACAUGGACAGAAGUGGAAAAAUUCGGUCUAUGUGGAACAGGCUUCUAUUAGAAGAAGUUGUGGCUCCUAGUUUUAUACAGCUAUUGCUUGGUGUCCAAAGAUUGCUUGGUCCUGAAAAAUUAUACUAUUCUUUAUGGCCGAGUGGGUCUUUUGAAGAGCCAUGGAGCUUACUGGUUGAGCAUAUAUACAGAAACAUUGGUAAUGCUCCUGUCUUGUAUUCAGAGCUUGAAGGAGGAAAAUGGGUGGCACCAAUUGAAGCUUUUCUUCAUGAUGAAGAGUUCAACAAAACUAAGGAACUCUCUGAGGCCCUUGUACAGCUGGGAAUGCCCAUUGUUCAUUUGUCCAAUCCCGUGUCUGCUAUGCUCUUGAAAUAUGCUUCUGGCUUUCAGCAGAAAGUGGUUACCCCUGAUACAGUGCGUCAUUUCCUCAGGAAAUGUAAAACUCUGGUUACGUUAGGUAAAUACUACAAACUUAUAUUGUUGGAGUAUUGUCUGGAAGACCUGAUCGAUGCUGAUGUUGGUGUGCAUGCAUAUAAUCUGCCUUUGCUUCCUUUAGCUAGUGGUGAAUUUGGAUUAUUUUCUGAAGCCUCAAAAGGGACUUCUUUUUUUAUCUGCAAUGAUUUAGAAUACUUGCUGCUUCAAAAAAUAUCUGACAGAUUAAUUGACCGGAAUAUUCCUGUCAAUAUAAUAAGCAGGCUCUCAGCUAUUGCGAAGUUUCAGAAGACGAAUCUUAUAGUUUUCAAUGCUCAUUACUUACUACAUUUAUUCCAUCAUUUGGUGCCUGCUGACUGGAAGUAUAAAAGCAAAGUUCUUUGGGACCCGGAGUCUAAUCAUGAUCAUCCGACUCUAUCAUGGUUCAUUCUUUUUUGGCAAUAUCUUAGAGAUAGGUGUGAAAAGUUAUCAUUAUUUGAUGAUUGGCCUAUUUUUCCAUCCAGUUCUGGGCAUCUGUAUAGGGCUUCAAGAGAAUCAAAAUUAAUUAAUGCAGAAAAUAUUUCUGAUGAAAUGCGAAAUCUCCUUGUUAAGAUUGGAUGCAAGGUACUGAAUAAUAAUUAUAGAGUUGAACACCCAGAUUUGUCUCAGUAUGUAUGUGAUGCUAGUGGUGCAGGUGUUCUGGAAUCAAUUUUUGAUGCUGUCUCUUCAAAUGGAAACAUCAUGAAAACAUUCCAUAGCUUGGGAACAGGAGAGAGGGAUCAGCUCCGCAGGUUUCUUCUUGAUCCAAAAUGGUAUAUUGGUGAUCAUAUGGAUGAUUCUAGCAUACGGAAUUGCAAAAAGCUUCCUAUUUACAAAGUACAUGGUGUAGGAUCUAACCAAUUCUGCUUUUCUGAUUUAGAAACUCCUCAGAAGUACUUGCCACCAUUGGAUAUUCCCGAGUGCUUCAUGGGGGGUGAGUUCAUUAUCAGCUCUUCAAAUAGUGAGGAAGAGAUUUUAUCCAGAUAUUAUGGAAUUGAGCGAAUGGGGAAGACACUUUUCUACAGGCUGCAUGUGUUAAACAGAGUCAGGGAAUUGCAACCUGUUGUUCGUGACAGCAUCAUGCUGUCUGUUUUGCAAGACCUUCCACAAUUGUGUGUUGAAGACACAUCUUUCAGAGAAUGCUUGAGAAAUUUGGAAUUUGUCCCAACCCAUGGUGGUGCUGUUCGGUGUCCUUCAAUGCUAUAUGAUCCUCGUAAUGAAGAAUUAUAUGCUUUACUAGAGGACUCUGAUUGUUUCCCAUGUGGUGUUUUUGAAGAGGCAGGCGUUUUGGACAUGCUUCAAGGUUUGGGCCUUAGGACAUCUAUAUCUCCAGAGACAGUCAUACGGAGUGCUCGACAGGUGGAACAGCUAAUGUGUGUGGAUCAACAAAAGGCAUAUUCAAGAGGUGAAGUGCUUCUUUCCUACCUAGAAGUAAAUGCAAUGAAGUGGCUACCUGGUCCACCACAUGAUGACCAAGGAACUGUGAAUAGAAUCUUUUCACGAGCUGCCACUGCAUUUAGGCCUCGCAAUGUGAAAUCUGACAUUGAGAAGUUCUGGAAUGAUCUCCGGAUGAUCUGCUGGUGCCCAGUUUUAGUUUCUGCUCCAUAUGAAACCAUACCAUGGCCUGUGGUGUCAUCCAUGGUUGCCCCUCCAAAACUUGUAAGGUUACAGACGGACUUGUGGCUUGUUUCAGCAAGCAUGAGAAUCCUGGCUAGGGAAUGCUCUUCAACAGCUUUAUCAUGUCAGCUUGGGUGGUCUUCCCCACCAGGAGGAAGUGCAAUUGCUGCCCAGCUACUUGAGCUUGGAAAAAAUAAUGAGGUUGUGAAUGAUCAGGUGCUUCGACAGGAAUUAGCCUUAGCAAUGCCAAGGAUAUACUCUAUACUGAUGGGCAUGAUUGGUUCAGAUGAGAUGGACAUUGUAAGGGCUGUUCUAGAAGGGUGUCGAUGGAUUUGGGUGGGAGAUGGAUUUGCAACUGCUGAUGAGGUUGUCCUUGAUGGUCCCCUUCAUUUGGCUCCUUAUAUACGUGUUAUACCUGUUGAUUUAGCAGUUUUCAAGGAAUUAUUUUUGAAACUUGGAAUUCGAGAGUUCGUGAAGCCUGAUGAUUAUGCUAACAUUUUAGGUAUAAUGUUUACUAGGAAAGGUUCCACUCCCCUUGAUGCACAGGAAAUCAGGGCAGCUUUGCUGAUUGUGCAGCAUCUGGCUGAAGUUCAGUUUCAUGAACAUAAAGCUAAGAUCUACUUACCAGAUGUGUCAGGAAGACUACUUCCUGUCAGUGAGUUAGUUUAUAAUGAUGCUCCCUGGUUGCUUGGUUCAGAAGAUGUUGAUAAUUCAUUUGGCAGUGCAUCUACUGUGGCAUUUAAUGCAAAGGGAACAAUUCAAAAAUUUGUUCAUGGGAACAUAUCUAAUGACGUUGCAGAGAAGCUUGGUGUCUGCUCACUUCGAAGGACAUUGCUUGCUGAGAGUGCUGAUUCGAUGAAUUUGAGUUUAUCUGGAGCUGCUGAAGCUUUUGGACAGCAUGAAGCUUUGACCACCAGACUUAAGCAUAUUCUUGAAAUGUAUGCAGAUGGACCUGGGAUUCUCUUUGAGCUGGUGCAAAAUGCGGAGGAUGCAGGAGCUUCGGAGGUGAUCUUUCUCUUGGAUAAAACCCAGUAUGGGACUUCUUCCAUCCUCUCUCCUGAAAUGGCAGAUUGGCAAGGCCCUGCUUUGUACUGUUUCAAUGACUCUGUUUUCAGUCCACAAGAUCUUUAUGCAAUCUCGCGGAUUGGUCAAGAAAGCAAGCUAGAGAAGCCAUUUGCUAUUGGAAGAUUUGGGCUGGGAUUUAAUUGUGUUUAUCAUUUUACAGACAUACCAACUUUUGUUUCUGGGGAAAAUAUUGUUAUGUUUGAUCCUCAUGCCUGUAAUUUGCCUGGAAUCUCUCCAUCCCACCCUGGUUUAAGAAUUAGAUAUGUUGGGAGAAGGAUUCUGGAACAAUUUCCAGAUCAGUUCUCUCCAUUCCUACACUUUGGCUGUGACUUGCAGAAUCCCUUUCCUGGCACACUCUUUCGUUUUCCCCUCAGGAGUGCAAGUGUUGCUUCUCGAAGCCAAAUAAAGAAAGAAGGCUAUGCACCUGAAGAUGUCAUGUCUCUCUUUGCUUCUUUUUCUGAGGUUGUUUCAGAGGCUUUACUUUUCGUCCGUAAUGUGAAAACCAUCUCCAUUUUUGUUAAGGAAGAAACUGGUUGUGAAAUGCAACUCAUACAUCGUGUUCAUAAACAUUGCAUUAGUGAACCUGACAUUGAACCCAAUUCUCUACAUAUGUUCAGCAUUUUUAAUGGAAAUCAGCACAGUGGAAUGGAUAAGGAUCAGUUUCUAAAAAAAUUGAGUAAAUCAGUUGAUAAGAAUUUGCCAUGGAAAUGUCAGAAGAUUGUGAUGACAGAGCAAAGUUCGUCAAAAAAUAUGUCACACUUUUGGAUAACCAGUGAAUGUUUAGGUGUUGGGCAAGUUAAGAACUCUGCACCCUCGAAGUCUCAUAAUUUAAUUCCUUGGGCUUGUGUUGCUGCAUAUUUACACUCCGUCAAGGUUGAUAGGGAAUCGAGUGAUAUUCCGCAUACUGAGAGAACUUGUGAAACUAUUUCUGAUGUCUUUGAAGUUCCUGCUUCUUCUAUUCAAGAUAGAAAGAAUUUUGAGGGCCGUGCAUUCUGCUUUUUACCACUGCCGAUCAGUACUGGUCUUCCAGCACAUGUUAAUGCAUAUUUUGAAUUGUCAUCAAAUCGAAGGGAUAUCUGGUUUGGCAAUGACAUGGCAGGGGGUGGAAAAAAACGCUCGGAAUGGAACAUUUACCUGCUUGAAGAUGUUGCUGCCCCUGCUUAUGGUCAUUUGCUUGAGAAAAUUGCAUUGGAACUUGGUCCAUGUGAUUUGUUCUUUUCAUUUUGGCCAACUAGCAUUGGAAUAGAACCUUGGGCAUCAAUGGUGCAGAAACUCUAUAAUUUUAUUGCUGAUUCUGGUCUUUCUGUAUUGUAUACAAAAGCUAGAGGGGGCCAGUGGAUUUCCGCCAAACAAGCUGUUUUUCCUGAUUUUACUUUCAGUAAGGCACAUGAGCUUGUAGAAGUAUUAUCUGAUGCUGGUCUACCUCUCGUGUCUCUUUCUAAGCCACUUGUCGAGAGGUUUAUGGAGUUUUGUCCAUCAUUGCGUUUCCUGACACCUCAGUUGCUGAGAACUCUGUUGAUUCGGCGGAAACGUGGAUUUAGGGACAGGAAUGCAAUGAUAUUGACACUUGAAUAUUGCUUACUUGACUUGAAAAUGCCAGUUCGAUCUGAUAGUUUGUAUGGUUUACCUUUGGUACCCCUUGCCAAUGGUUUAUUUACAGCAUUUGACAAGAUGGGAGUGGGUGAAAGGAUUUAUAUUGCACGUGGAGAUGAGUAUGGUCUUCUUAAGGAUUCAAUUCCACAUCAACUUGUAGACUCUGGAAUUCCGGAAGGAAUUCAUAUGAAGCUAUGUGAUAUUGCCCAAACAGAAGACUUAAAUAUUUCUUUUCUGACAUGCUAUUUGCUUGAAAAACUUUUCCUAAGAUUACUCCCAGCAGAGUGGCAGCAUGCCAAACAGGUAAUUUGGAACCCUGGUCAUCAAGGCCAACCAAGUUUAGAAUGGUUAAGGCUGCUAUGGAGUUAUUUGAAGUCAUGUUGUGAUGAUCUCUCAGAAUUUUCGAAGUGGCCUAUUUUACCAGUUGGGAAUAAUUAUCUCUUGAAGCUGGUUGAAAAUUCAAAUGUGAUAAAAGAUGAUGGGUGGAGUGAGAACAUGUGUUCUUUGUUAUUGAAAGUAGGAUGCCUAUUUUUGAGGAAUGACCUGCCUAUAGAGCAUCCACAGUUGAAAAAUUAUGUGCAGCUGCCAACAGCAACUGGCAUUUUGAAUGCCUUACUGGCACUUGCUCGUAAUCCGGAGAAUGUUCAGAAACUUUUCUGUGAUGCAUCAGAAGGGGAGCUUCAUGAACUCAGGAGUUUUAUUCUUCAGUCAAAGUGGUUCUCUGAAGGUCAGAUGGAUGACACACAUAUUGAUGUCAUCAAACACCUUCCCAUGUUUGAAUCGUUCAGAAGUAGAAAACUAGUAUGUUUGAGUAAACCCACUAAAUUGCUUAAACCAAAUGGUGUGUCUGAAGAUCUUUUGAAUGAUGACUUUGUACGCACGGAUUCAGAAAAAGAAAGAAUCAUUCUGAGAAGGUAUUUAGAGGUUAAGGAACCUUCAAGGGCAGAAUUCUACAAAGAUUAUGUAGUCACUUGCAUGCCAGAAUUUCUUUCACAGCAGGGAGCACUUUCAGCCAUUUUACAUGAUGUGAAACUUUUGAUUGAAGAAGAUACCUCAAUUAAACUUACACUUUCCAUCACACCCUUUGUUUUGGCUGCCAAUGGGUCAUGGCAACAACCAUCCAGGCUAUAUGAUCCUCGAGUUCCCGAAUUGCAAGACAUGCUUCACAGAGAAGUUUUCUUCCCCUCUGACAAGUUCUCAGAUCCUGAAACUUUGGAGACUUUAGUUAGCCUUGGCCUUAGACAAAGCUUGGGUUUUACUGGUUUACUUGAUUUUGCUAGGUCAGUUUCUAUUUUUCAUGAUUUGAGGGACUCAAAAACACUGGCUCAGGGGAGGAGGUUGCUCACCUGUUUAGAUGCUGUAGCAUUGAAGCUCUCAACUGAGAACGGAGAAGGUGAUUGCAAUAGGUGUGAGAAUGCCACAUUAGGUCAGAACAGCAGUGUUGAUGAUGGCAAUGUCGAGUGUGUUGACCCUCCAAAAGAAUAUAAAGAUGAUCUAGUAAUCAAUCCAUUUGUAGGCAACUUGAUUGAUGAUAAGCUAGAGGAAGAAUUUUGGUCAGAGAUGAAAGCCAUUGCUUGGUGCCCUAUUUUUUCUGAACCCCCUAUACAAGGACUUCCAUGGUUAAUAUCCAGUAAUCAAGUAGCAGCACCAAGUAUGGUGAGACCCAAAUCACAGAUGUGGAUGGUUUCAGCUGCAAUGCAUCUGCUAGAUGGCGAAUUUUCCUCUAUAUACCUGCAACGUAAACUGGGUUGGAUGGAUCAGCUGGAUACAGAUGUUUUAUCUACUCAAUUAAUUGAGCUCUCCAAAUCCUAUAGCCAGCUUAAGUUACAGUCUGUGGUGAAACCUGUUUUUGAUGCUGAACUGCAAAAGGGAAUUCCAUCACUUUACUCAAAAUUGCAAGAAUAUGUUGGCACAGAUGAUUUCAUGGUGCUAAAAUCUGCAUUGGAUGGUAUUCCUUGGGUUUGGAUUGGAGAUGAUUUUGUAUACCCAAACGCACUUGCAUUUGACUCACCAGUGAAAUUUACUCCGUGCUUGUAUGUUGUACCAUCUGAGUUAUCAGAAUUCAGAGAUUUGCUUUUGGCAUUAGGAGUGAAACUUAGUUUUGACAUUUUGGACUAUUUUCUUGUUCUGCAACGCUUGCAGAAUGAUGUGAAAGGUUUCCCAUUGACAACUGAUCAGUUAAGUUUUGUUCAUUGCAUCCUGGAAGCUGUUGCCGACUGUUGUUCAGACAAGCCAUUAUUUGAGGCUUCUAAUACACCACUAUUGCUUCCAGAUUCUUCUGGAGUUCUGAUAUGUGCAGGAGAUCUUGUGUAUAAUGAUGCACCAUGGAUGGAGAACAAUGCUCUCGUUGGUAAACAUUUUGUGCAUCCAAGUAUCAGCAAUGAUUUGGCAAAUAGGUUGGGUGUUCAGUCACUUCGCUGCCUUUCUUUAGUCGAUGAAGAAAUGACUAAAGAUUUACCAUGCAUGGACUAUGGAAAAAUAAGUGAGCUUCUGGUGUCAUAUGGGGACCGUGAUUUUUUGUUGUUUGACCUUCUUGAGUUGGCAGAUUGCUGCAAAGCAAAGAAGUUACACCUGAUCUUUGACAAGAGGGAACAUCCUCGCCAGUCCUUGCUGCAGCACAAUCUUGGGGAAUUUCAGGGGCCUGCCCUUGUAGCCAUCAUGGAGGGGGCCAGCUUGAGUAGGGAGGAAGUAAGUAGUCUCCAACUUCUUCCUCCAUGGAGACUACGGGGUGAUACUCUUAACUAUGGCUUGGGACUGCUUAGCUGUUAUUCCAUAUCUGAUCUCCCAUCCAUUGUUUCUGGUGGCUACUUUUACAUUUUUGAUCCUCAUGGUUUGGCGCUUCCUGGAUCUUCAAGUCAUGGGCCUACAGCAAAAGUGUUCUCAUUGAUUGGUACUAAUUUGACUGAGCGAUUUUGUGAUCAAUUUAAUCCUAUGCUAAUUGGUCAAAACAUGCCAUGGUCAUCAUCAGAUUGUACUGUUAUGCGCAUGCCUCUAUCAACAGAAUGCAUGAAAGGUGGACUUGAGUUUGGGCUACAAAGAGUGAAGCAGAUUUUUGACAGAUUUUUGGAGCAUGCAUCUAGAGUACUUCUAUCCUUGAAGUCAGUUUUGCAGGUGUCACUAUCAACAUGGGAGGAAGGAAACCCACAACCUAGCCAGGAUUAUUCUGUUGGUGUUGAUUCAUCAGCUGCUAUCAUAAGAAACCCUUUUUCAGAAAAGAAGUGGAGAAAAUUUCAAAUAUCAAGGUUGUUUAGUAGCUCAAAUGCUGCAAUUAAAUUACAUGUCAUAGAUGUGAACAUGUACCAAGGAAGAACUAGAGUUGUUGAUCGGUGGCUCAUUGUGCUUAGCUUGGGUUCUGGGCAAACAAGAAAUAUGGCUCUUGAUAGGCGGUAUUUGGCUUACAACUUGACUCCUGUUGCUGGAGUUGCAGCACAUAUAUCCCGGAAUGGCCAUCCUGCUGACUCUUAUCUAUCAAACUCAAACUCCAUUAUGUGUCCUCUUCCUUUGUCCAGUGACAUAAACAUGCCUGUCACUGUUCUUGGAUGUUUCCUUGUCCGUCACAAUGGAGGUCGCUAUCUCUUUAAAUGCCAGGAUAGAGAAGCUGCAGUUGAGGCACGGCCUGAUGCUGGAAAUCUGUUAAUUGAAGCUUGGAACAGGGAACUGAUGUCUUGUGUUCGUGAUUCCUACAUUGAAAUGGUGUUGGAAAUUCAAAAAUUAAGAAGAGAACCUUCAAGUUCUACUAUUGAGCCAACUGUAGGCCAUACCAUUAAUCUGGCUCUGAAGGCUUAUGGGGACCGAAUUUAUUCCUUCUGGCCAAGAUCUACUGGGAACUCUUUGGUUAAUGAACCUUCUGAUGGCAGUAACUUAAUUUCAACCAAUGUUCUUAAAGCUGAUUGGGAGUGUCUGAUUGAACACGUAAUUAGGCCUUUCUAUGCUCGCCUUGUUGACCUUCCUGUCUGGCAGCUCUAUUCUGGAAAUUUGGUCAAGGCUGAAGAGGGUAUGUUUCUUUCCCAACCUAGGAAUGGGGUUGGUGGUAAUUUGCUACCAGCUACAGUUUGUGGAUUUGUGAAGGAACAUUAUCCAGUUUUUUCAGUACCAUGGGAGUUGGUAACUGAAAUCCAGGCUGUGGGAGUUACAGUUCGUGAAGUCAAACCUAAGAUGGUUCGUGAUCUUCUUAGGGUUGCUUCGACAUCUAUUGUUCUCCGGUCAGUUGAUACAUAUGUGGAUGUCCUUGAGUACUGCUUGUCCGAUAUUCAUAUUUCAGAGUCCUCCAAUCCGAGCACUGUGGACACAUCAUUGGACACAUUUAACUCCAAUUCUAUAUACAGAGCAAGUAAAGAAGAGGGCAGCAGUUCCACUUCUGUGUCAAUUCCUCAUGUGCAGAGGCUUAAUGGGAUGUCUACUCAGAAUGCUGCCAAUUCAGGGGGAGAUGCACUUGAAAUGGUGACAACCAUUGGGAAGGCUUUGUUUGAUUUUGGCCGGGGAGUUGUUGAAGAUAUUGGUAGGGGGGGAGGGCCUUUGGUUCAUAGGAACAGCAUUACAGGUAGUAGUGGUGACAUCAGGGGUAGAAGUGAAGACCAAAAGCUUCUAUCCAUUGCUGCUGAGCUCAGAGGCUUACCGUGUCCAACUGCAACAAUGCAUCUGACAAGGUUGGGGGUUACUGAACUCUGGAUUGGGAACAAGGAGCAACAGACCUUGAUGAUUCCCUUAGCAGCAAAGUUUAUCCACUCAGAUGUACUGGACAGAUCAAUCUUAGCUGACAUUUUUUGCAACCCUGUGCUUCAAACAUUGUUGAAACUUCAAAAUUUCUCUGUCCGCUUACUGUCCAACCAUAUGAGGAAACUUUUUCAUGAGAGCUGGGUGAAUCACAUAAUGGACUCUAAUAUGGCCCCUUGGUUUUCAUGGGAGAACACUACAGGUUCUAGUCAAGAAGGGGGCCCUUCUCCUGAAUGGAUAAGACUCUUCUGGAAUGGUUUCAGUGGCUCAUUGGAAGACCUCUCACUCUUUUCUGAUUGGCCACUAAUUCCUGCUUUUCUUGGUCGGCCUAUCUUAUGCCGUGUAAGGGAGUGUCAGCUGGUUUUUAUCCCACCCCCUACCAUUGAUCAUGUUGUGGAAAUGAGUGCAACUGAAAUUGAUCCAACUGGGAUAUCAAUUAAUCAUUCUUCCGAAACCGAGUCACUCCAGUCAUACAUUUCAGCUUUUAAAGCAGCUGAAAAUAAGUAUCCUUGGUUGUUAUCACUGCUGAACCAGUGCAACAUACCUAUAUUUGAUGCUGCUUUCAUGGAAUGUGCUGCUCGAUGUAAUUGUCUCCCUACACUUGAUCAGUCAUUAGGGCAGAUUAUUGCUUGCAAGCUUGUUGCAGCUAAACAGGCUGGCUAUUUCCCUGAACUUAAUUCUUUUCUAGCUUCAGAGCGUGAUGAACUCUUUGCACUUUUUGCUUCUGAUUUCUCUUCUAAUGGCUCUAAGUAUGGAAGGGAAGAGCUUGAAGUGUUACGUGCUCUGCCUAUAUACAAAACGGUUACAGGGUCAUACACUCAAUUGCAAAGUCAAGAUCUGUGUAUGAUCCCUUCUAGUUCAUUUCUCAAGCCAUGUGAUGAGCGUUGCCUUUCAUAUCCCACAGAUUCUGUGGAAAGUUCAUUACUUAGAGCCCUUGCAGUCCCCGAGCUGCAAGAUCAACAGAUUUUGGUCAAAUUUGGGUUGCCUGGAUUUGAAGGCAAGCCUCAGGCUGAGCAGGAGGAUAUCCUAAUAUAUAUUUACAUGAAUUGGCAAGAUCUACAGGUAGAUUCUUCAGUAGUUGAAGCUUUGAAGGAGGCUAGAUUUGUAAGGAAUUCUGAUGAAUUCUCUAUAGAUCUGUCCAAACCCAAGGAUCUGUUUGAUCCUGGUGAUGUUUUGUUAACAUCUGUGUUCUUUGGUGAGAGAAAGAAAUUUCCUGGAGAAAGGUUUACUACAGACGGGUGGCUUCGGAUAUUAAGAAAAACUGGUCUUCGAACUGCAGCUGAAGCAGAUGUGAUACUUGAAUGUGCCAGAAGAGUUGAAUUUCUUGGCAGUGAAUGCAUGAAGCCCAGAGGGGAUCUUGAUGAUUUUGAGUCAGAUUUAUCCACCUCUCAGAAUGAAAUAUCUUUGGAAAUAUGGUCAUUAGCUGGAUCUGUUGUUGAAUCUGUAUUCUCAAAUUUUGCUGUUCUUUACAGCAACAACUUCUGCAAUCUUCUUGGGAAGAUUGCAUUUGUUCCCACUGAAAGAGGAUUUCCAAGUGUUGGAGGCAAGAAAGGUGGGAAGAGAGUGCUCUCUUCAUAUAGUGAAGUUGUUUUGUUGAAAGAUUGGCCGCUAGCUUGGAGUUGUGCUCCCAUUCUCUCUAAACAGAAUGUUGUUCCACCUGAGUAUUCUUGGGGAGCAUUUCACUUAAGGAGCCCUCCAGUUUUUUCAACAGUUAUAAAACAUCUGCAGAUUAUUGGAAGAAAUGGUGGUGAAGACACUCUUGCUCAUUGGCCAACUGCAUCUGGUAUGAUGACCAUUGAUGAAGCUUCAUGUGAGGUCUUGAAGUAUCUGGAUAAGGUUUGGGGAUCCCUCUCUUCGUCAGAUAAAGCAGAGUUGCAGAAAGUGGCAUUUAUUCCUGCUGCAAAUGGUACACGCCUGGUGACAGCAAAAUCCCUUUUUGUGCGUCUGGCAAUAAACCUCUCCCCCUUUGCAUUUGAACUUCCUACACUGUAUCUGCCUUUUGUAAAUAUUCUCAAAGACAUGGGACUUCAGGACAUGUUAUCAGUUACUUGUGCAAAGGAUCUUCUUUUAAAUCUCCAGAAAGCUUGUGGAUAUCAACGUCUAAAUCCAAAUGAACUCCGAGCUGUAAUGGAAAUUUUAUAUUUCAUCUGUGAUACUGAGGCAAAUAUUUCAGAUGGGUCAAACUGGGAAUCAGAAGCAAUAGUCCCUGAUGAUGGCUGCAGACUUGUUCAUGCAAAAUCAUGUGUAUAUAUUGAUUCUUAUGGCUCCCGAUAUGUCAAAUAUAUUGACAUUUCCAGGCUAAGAUUUGUUCACCCAGAUCUUCCAGAGAGAAUAUGCACAGAAUUGAGCAUCAAAAAGCUGUCUGAUGUCGUCAUAGAGGAACUCAAUCAUGGGGAGCACUUACAGACAGUGGAAUGUAUUAGGUCAGUUCCACUAGCAUCCAUCAGACAAAAGCUGUUAAGCAGAUCACUUCAGGCUGCGGUAUGGACUGUAAUCAAUAGUGUUAGUAGUUACAUGCCUGCCUCUAAUCAUCUUACUUUGGAGAAGACACAGAGUUCUCUAGAAUAUGUUGCUGAGAAGUUGCAGUUUGUUCAUUGCCUUCACACUCAUUUUUUGCUCCAUCCAAAGCUUUUAGACAUUACCUCUGCAGCUAAGGAAUCCAUCCCUGAGUGGAAAAAUGAAUUCCAACAUCGAACUCUCUACUUUAUUAACCGGUCAAGGACCUGUUUUUUCAUUGCUGAACCGCCAGCCUACAUCUCUGUUUAUGAUGUUAUUGCAGCUGUUGUGAGCCAUGUUUUGGGCUCCCCAACUCCACUACCUAUUGGUUCUUUAUUUCAGUGUCCUGAUGGCUCAGAGACUGCUGUUGUUAAUAUUCUGAAAUUAUGUUCUGACAAAAGAGAAACUGAGCCCAUGGAUGGAAGCAGUAGUUUGGUUGGCAAGGAAAUAUUGCCACAAGAUGCUCUUCAUGUGCAACUUCACCCGUUGAGACCUUUUUAUAGAGGAGAAAUAGUGGCUUGGCAGUCUCGUAAUGGAGAUAAAUUGAAGUAUGGUAGAGUUCCAGAGGAUGUGAGACCAUCAUCAGGCCAAGCGCUCUACAGAUUCAAAGUGGAAACUGCACCAGGGGUGACUGAGACUCUUCUCUCUUCUCAGGUUUUCUCAUUCCGGAGCAUAUCAAUGGACAAUCAAGCUUCCUCAUCAGCAACCUUGCUGGAGAGUAAUUCUACAGUUAUUGAAAAUAGGAUGCAUACCGACAUGCCAGAAAGUUCUGGAAGAGGCAGAACAAGAUAUGAUCAGCUGCCACCUGGUAAAGAGCUCCAAUAUGGCCGAGUGUCAGCUGCAGAACUGGUGCAGGCAGUUCAUGAGAUGCUCUGCUCAGCUGGGAUCAAUAUGGAUGUGGAGAAGCAGUCUCUACUGCAAACAACCUUAACCUUGCAGGAACAACUGAAGGAGUCUCAGGCUGCACUUUUGCUUGAGCAGGAAAAGGCAGACAUGGCAGCAAAGGAAGCAGAUACAGCCAAAGCAUCAUGGAUGUGCCGGGUUUGUCUUAGUGCUGAAGUUGACAUUACAAUAAUCCCAUGCGGACACGUCCUGUGUCGCAGAUGCUCUUCUGCUGUUUCCAGGUGCCCAUUCUGCCGGCUCCAGGUCUCUAAAACUAUGAAGAUUUAUCGCCCAUGACAAGCUCCGGUCGUAUGUGCAAAAUACGAGAAUGAAAUUGCCCUACCUCAUUUACCCAGAGGGAGCCUCAUAAUAAUCUGUGUAAAUCUUCAUUUGCAAGGAAUAUGAUGAAAAGGAAACUAAUUUCCCCGAGGGUUAUGCCGAGGAAGUGAAAAUUAGCAUGUGGGGUAGGAGAGAGGUGGAUAGGAUUUGUGUUUAUCAUAAAGCCCUUUGUGUAUUAGGAGCUUUGUUCAUUUAUGUACAGAAGAAGAAAGCUGCUCAAUUUGCUACCAUGUACAGUAAGCAUUCUUGAGAUCUUUAAUCAAAUUUUUUUUAGUUCCAAA